AUGAAUCAUGGCGAUUUUGGCUACGGCUCAACCGAAGUCCCCCGGGUUGGAUUCCACGGUCCGUAUAUCUUCUCAAUGUCGGGCGCGGAUGUCCGGUACCCGUCCGAUUUUGACAUCAGCCUCUUGGAUGACUUGGGCCUCGAGGGUUAUGUCAAGUCCAGCGCACGAGGAGUAGUCACAGGCACUGCAUACGGCACUCCCGCAAAUUUUCAAAGAGUAGUCCAUUGGUAUAAUUCCAAGUACCAAUCAUGGGCUGAAACCCAAAGCGAUGGUUCAUUCAAGUCACCCCCCUUACCGGCGGACACAUAUACUCAAGCAUUAUAUCAAGGGCAGCUCCUUGCCGCCACUACCACGGUCAAGGUCAAAGCUGGCGCAACCGCUACCGCUUCGAUUACGGCCAGCAAUCCUAUCAUAACGCAGUCACGUACCACGGUUUUCCAAAUAGGUGAUUACGAUGGCUCUCCGGCAAGCUUUGUGAAUGCGGAUAUCCAGCCCCAGCAUCACCCUUCUGAUAAACGAAUGAAUUGGACAAGCGUUCCGUUCACCGUCGGCGACAAUUCCAAAACAUUCCCAAUGGCUCUUUUCUAG
Messenger RNA from Pestalotiopsis fici W106-1, 588 nucleotides. RefSeq lists its product as uncharacterized. The transcript has 2 exons. Lineage: Eukaryota; Fungi; Ascomycota; Sordariomycetes; Amphisphaeriales; Sporocadaceae. Gene Ontology annotation, biological process: pectin catabolic process. The coding region runs from base 1 to 588 and encodes 195 amino acids. Gene Ontology annotation, molecular function: carbon-oxygen lyase activity, acting on polysaccharides; carbohydrate binding. The record is from RefSeq and is a predicted model, not a curated record.